UUGGAAGUAGACGCAUUUUUAGCGAAAUAAUGCAAAGUUCAGAUUUAAUUUCAAUUUAUUUCAUCUAAAAUUGUUCAAAUUAUAUUCACUCCUCAAAAAGUAAUCUUUAGAAUUUGAUAGUGCUUUCGCGUAGCAUACCUACUGGUCGUAUUAUAUUUCUCUAUUUUGAUCAUAAACAUGAAAUAUUUGUGCGUUUUAUUAUUACUGAGUGUCAGUGUGAUAGCGGCACCAACUCAAGAUGAUUUGGAUCACCAACUCUUGGUCGCUGCUUCGGCAGGCCGUACAGAAGAAGCCAAAUUUCUAAUGGAACACGGCGCCAAUGUUAACACCGUUGAUAAUCGUUUAAAAUCUCCUCUUUUAUACGCUGUUUUGAAAGGUCACAUAGAUACAAUGAAACUUCUAGUCGAACAUGGAGCCAGCGUUAACGCCGCUGAUGAUCACAAAAGAAGUCCUUUGCAUGGCGCAGCUUUGGGCGGUCACUUAGAAGCAGUCACAUUUUUAAUCGAACAUAUGGCAAAUGUGAAUGAUGAGAAUAAAUAUGAAGAGACGCCAAUCCACUAUGCUUCAAUCAACGGUCACGAAGAAGUAGUAAAAUAUUUGGUCGAACAUGGAGCCAACGUGAACGCAGGAGAUGACUACAAACAAGCGCCACUUCAUAAGGCUGCCUCAAACGGUCACGCAAAAGUGAUCCAGGCUCUAAUCGAACAUGGAGCAAAUAUAAAUGCCGUGGAUGUGUUCCAACACUCUCCACUCCAUUAUGCAGCUACGAAGGGUCACAAAGAAGCAGUCAAAUAUUUGAACGAACAUGGAGCUAAAAACUACUGAUACCAUAAUGAUGUCUGAUUAUUAAUAUUUAUUGUUUUCUAUUUAUAAUUAAAGCUCAAAUUACAUAUAUGAGCAAAUAAAAUUCUUAAAAC
Contarinia nasturtii (swede midge) is the source of this 917-nucleotide messenger RNA. Its product is annotated as serine/threonine-protein phosphatase 6 regulatory ankyrin repeat subunit A-like. The coding region runs from base 178 to 825 and encodes 215 amino acids. Lineage: Eukaryota; Metazoa; Arthropoda; Insecta; Diptera; Cecidomyiidae. The transcript is spliced from 6 exons. Gene Ontology annotation, molecular function: protein binding. Gene Ontology annotation, cellular component: cytoplasm. The record is from RefSeq and is a predicted model, not a curated record.